Lingula anatina is the source of this 1160-nucleotide messenger RNA. Its product is annotated as retinal dehydrogenase 2-like. Lineage: Eukaryota; Metazoa; Brachiopoda; Lingulata; Lingulida; Lingulidae. Gene Ontology annotation, molecular function: oxidoreductase activity, acting on the aldehyde or oxo group of donors, NAD or NADP as acceptor. The record is from RefSeq and is a predicted model, not a curated record.
AUUGAGAAGAGCCACAAGGCUGUGUUUGAUAACAUGGGCCAGUGUUGUAUCGCUGGUUCAAGGACGUUCGUGCAGGAGGAAAUUUACGACGAGUUUGUGAAGAGGGCAAAGGAGAGAGCCAUUAGGAGAGUGGUCGGAAACCCUCUGGACUACAAGACCGAGUCUGGGCCACAGAUUGAUGAGGAGCAGUUUAACAAGAUCAUAGACCUGAUCAGAAGUGGCGUUUCACAGGGCGCCAAGCUGCAGUGUGGAGGGAACCGUAUUGGGGACAAGGGUCUGUUCGUGGAAUCUACGGUGUUUUCUGAUGUCACAGACGACAUGAGAAUUGCUAAAGAAGAGAUAUUUGGUCCCGUUCAACAAAUAAUGAAGUUCAAGACUAUGGAGGAAGUAAUCGAGAGGGCCAAUAACACAACAUAUGGGCUUGGAGCCGCCGUGUUCACCCAAGAUAUAAACAAGGCAAUUAAAUUCUCCAACAGCGUCAAGGCGGGCACCGUUUGGGUUAACACCUACAAUGAAACGACUGUAGCGGCACCUUUUGGUGGGUACAAGAUGUCAGGGCUUGGAAGGGAAUUGGGAUCGUACGGCUUACGCCAGUACACCGAGAUAAAGACGGUGCUUAUUCGUAACACAGACAAGAACAGUUAAACAGGCACAGAUGACCUGCGGGCGGGGUAUACACUGGUAUCUGUACAUGCUAUGAUGUACACAGUCGCGAUGAUAUACCCUUGACUUUAACGAUUUCCCGGUGCGAUGUGAAGAAAAUGGUGAAGGACAGUUUCCUAGAUUCAGUACUCACGCUGACUGCUCAAUACACAGUGUUAGUUUAUCAUGUGUUUUCAGUGGCUUCAUAAGCUUAUUUUAUCAUGUUUUCAUUGGCUUUAAAAGCUUAUGCAGACUUAUGAAUUGGAAUUGCUUUGGUUCUCAUCAAACACUGUAUCCACCAGAACGAUAUAUGAAUGUAUAAAAACUACACAAAUGGAAUCAGCAAGCAAGUGCAACAUGUAUAACAAUCAAAACGAAGGCAGAAGUUUCCAUUUAUUUUUAUAACCAUAGCACCAUAAAUCCGAGUUCGGUAUCUAUAUCUUAUCACGAAUGGCUCCACGUGGUAGAAUCUUAUGGGGAUACUACAGGUCGAAUAAAUUAGUUGAUACUCUUGUCGA